Messenger RNA from Acomys russatus (golden spiny mouse), 1345 nucleotides. It is a transcript of the gene Orai2, whose product is annotated as ORAI calcium release-activated calcium modulator 2. Gene Ontology annotation, cellular component: membrane. The record is from RefSeq and is a predicted model, not a curated record. The transcript has 3 exons. Gene Ontology annotation, molecular function: store-operated calcium channel activity. Gene Ontology annotation, biological process: store-operated calcium entry. The coding region runs from base 155 to 907 and encodes 250 amino acids. NCBI's taxonomy places the organism in Eukaryota, Metazoa, Chordata, Mammalia, Rodentia, Muridae.
GGCUGCGGGCGGAAAGGGGGGGGGGGGGGGCCGGUCCUCCGCCCUGGCCCCGCCGCAGGGCCACCCGGCCGCGACACAGACGCCAGCCACGAGCCAGAGCGGAGAGCAGAAGCCAAGCGCGCUGAGAGCUGGCCAGCCUGGCCUGGUUCCCACCAUGAGUGCAGAGCUUAAUGUGCCCAUGGACCCCUCCACCGCUGCCUGCCCUGAACCUGGCCACAAGGGCAUGGAUUACCGAGACUGGGUCCGACGCAGCUACCUGGAACUGGUCACCUCUAACCACCAUUCGGUGCAGGCCCUGUCCUGGAGGAAGUUGUAUCUGAGCAGGGCCAAGCUGAAAGCUUCCAGCCGGACCUCUGCCCUCCUCUCUGGCUUCGCCAUGGUGGCCAUGGUGGAGGUGCAGCUGGAAACAAAGUACCAGUACCCACAGCCCCUGCUCAUCGCCUUCAGCGCCUGCACCACGGUGCUGGUGGCUGUGCACCUGUUCGCCCUGCUCAUCAGCACAUGCAUCCUGCCCAACGUGGAAGCCGUGAGCAACAUCCACAACCUCAACUCCAUCAGCGAAUCGCCGCACGAGCGCAUGCACCCCUACAUCGAGCUUGCCUGGGGCUUUUCCACCGUUUUGGGCAUCCUGCUCUUCCUGGCUGAGGUAGUUCUGCUCUGCUGGAUCAAGUUCCUCCCAGUGGACGCCAAGGAUCAGCCAGGCUCCCACAGCCACACGGGCUGGCAGGCCGCGCUGGUGUCCACCAUCAUCAUGGUCCCAGUGGGUCUCAUUUUCGUGGUCUUCACGAUCCACUUCUACCGCUCCCUGGUGCGGCAUAAGACCGAACGCCACAACCGCGAGAUCGAGGAGCUCCAUAAACUGAAGGUGCAGCUGGACGGGCACGAGAGGAGCCUGCAGGUGGUGUGAGCGAGGCCCGCAAGGGGAGCGCGCCCCUCAGCGCGGUCUUAGCCACGCAGCUGGUAGGAGUAGCCAAGGGGCUGCCAGACAAACCCCCGGCUGCAUGAAAACCCCCCAUGGCGUCACAAGAGCCACAGUGGGGACUGCUAAGCAGACUGCCCCGAUGCUGCCCCGAUAACUCCAUACUCCUGUCCUCGCAUGAAUAAGGGUCUAAAGGAAUGAGAGGACCAGCCAUCGCAUCAUGGAGGCCGGAGGAAGAACCACGAUCACACGGCCCUGGGGACUUCCUGGGUCCCAGCAUACCAGAGUUCAUGGUAGAUCGCAGAUAUCUGGACCUUGUGAUUGGCGGGGCAGGACAGUGAAUUUCCAAGGCCAGCUGGGGACCUGGGGCUCAGCUGAUUAGUCGGGUGCUUGCCUAGCGUGCAGGAAGCCCUAGGUUUGAACCAC